AGGGCCCCCGGGGCAGCUGGGGUCCCCCGGGGCAGCGUGCGGCCCUGCGGCCCGGCCGCGUUGCCCCCCCCGUGUCAGCAGCCCUCUCCCGGCACUGGCGCCGUUCCGCGCCUGGAGCCCCCCGGGGCGGCAGCGGGGAUUAUGCUCCCUGCCGUCCUGCGUAAUUCCCGUCUGGGAAUGGUCCCCGGCGCCGUCGGGGGCUGCCGCUGAGCCUUCGCGUUAAAUCCCCCUGGCGCGGCCUGGCUCGCUCCGUAGGUGGUUUUCAACACCGCCACCCCCGGGAGAUGGGUGCUGGCAUGCUGUGGAGAUGCCUUCUUUUUCACACUUGAAUGGCAGAAAGCCUCGUAAAAACGUUUAAAUGCUGUGGAAAUGCAGCUUUGAGAACAGCCCGUAGGAAAUCAGGGAGUUAAAUUUUUAAGGAUGAAUCAUUGCAAAAGCAGAGGUCGGAGAAAUCUACUUGAGCGUCUCCGAGUCUGAACGGUCUGGUGGCUGUGUGGCUGCGUCAGGAUGGAGUCUGCUCGACCUGCCUGGGAAUCGGAUGUUCAGAGCCACACGGAUCUGCAUGAACGAUUGCAGCGUGUGCAAAGGGCUGAAGCAAUGAAAUGGCAGUGAAACGUGUUUCAGAGGCUAACGUGACUCUUAGGGAAAAUCGUGUUUCUUCACAGACUUCUUUUGUACAAAAAAUGGAAAUUGCCACUCCUCCAACAUCUAAGUGUAUUAUAUACUGGAAAAGAAAAGUCAAGUCUGAAUAUAUGCGUCUUCGGCAGCUCAAGAGGUUUCAGGCAAAUAUGGGAGCCAAGGCUCUAUUUGUGGCCAAUUUUGCAAAGGUUCAUGAAAAAACUCAAAUUCUGAAUGAAGACUGGAAGAAGCUUCGAGUUCAGCCAGUGCAGUUAAUGAAGCCCGUCAGUGGACACCCUUUCCUAAAACAGUGCACUGUUGAGAGCAUUUUUCCUGGAUUUCCAAGUCAAACACUGUACAUGAGAACUCUGAACACAGUGGCAUUGGUGCCCAUUAUGUAUUCCUGGUCCCCUCUUCAGCAGAAUUUCAUGGUGGAGGAUGAAACUGUUCUGUGCAAUAUCCCUUACAUGGGAGAUGAGGUGAAGGAAGAAGAUGAAACCUUCAUUGAAGAACUUAUUAAUAACUAUGAUGGGAAAGUUCAUGGAGAGGAAGAAAUGAUUUCAGGGUCAGUGCUCAUCAGCGAUGCUGUAUUCCUGGAGUUAGUGAAUGCCCUGAAUCAGUACUCGGACGAGGAAGAGGAAGGACACAACGAUUCUGAGGUUAAACAAGAGGACGGGAAAGAGGAGCUGCCAGUCACAAGGAAAAGAAAACGAAUUGCAGUGGAAGGUAACAAAAAGUGUUCAAAGAAGCGGUUUCCAAAUGACAUGAUCUUCACUGCUAUUUCUUCUAUGUUUCCUGAAUAUGGCUUCCCAGAUGAUAUGAAAGAGAGGUACCGAGAACUUACAGAAGUCUCUGAUCCCAACGUGCUGCCCCCGCAGUGCACUCCCAACAUAGAUGGGCCAUGUGCAAAGUCCGUCCAGCGGGAGCAGUCCCUGCACUCCUUCCACACGCUCUUCUGCAGGCGCUGCUUCAAAUAUGACUGUUUUCUGCAUCCUUUUCAUGCUACUCCUAAUGUGUACAAACGAAAGAACAGAGAGACCAAGAUUGAACCAGAUCCUUGCGGAGCAGACUGUUUCCUCUGGCUGGAAGGAGCCAAGGAGUUUGCUGCGCUGCACAAUCCCAGGUCCAAGUGCUCAGGCAGGCGACGCCGGAGGCACCAUGUGGUCAGUGCUUCCUGCUCAAACACCCCAGCUUCCACAGUCGCUGAGACAAGGGAGGGAGACAGCGACAGAGACACGGGCAAUGAGUGGGCCUCUAGUUCCUCGGAGGCGAACUCCCGCUGCCAGACCCCCACCAAGCAGAAGCUCAGCCCUGCUUCGUCCCAGCUGUUUGCAGUAGAAACACCACAGGAGCCUGUCGAGUGGACGGGAGCUGAGGAGUCGCUCUUCCGCGUGUUCCAUGGGACCUACUUCAACAACUUCUGUUCGAUUGCCAGGCUGCUGGGAACAAAGACGUGCAAGCAGGUCUUUCAGUUUGCAGUGAAAGAAUCACUUAUAACAAAACUGCCAACAAACGAAUUAAUGAAUCCAUCCCAGAAGAAGAAAAGGAAGCACAGGCUGUGGGCUGCACACUGCAGGAAGAUUCAGCUGAAGAAAGAUAAUUCACCUACCCAGGUGUACAACUACCAGCCCUGUGACCACCCUGAACAUCCCUGUGACAGCUCCUGUCCUUGCAUUAUGACUCAGAAUUUCUGUGAGAAGUUCUGCCAGUGCAACCCUGACUGUCAGAACCGCUUUCCAGGCUGCCGCUGCAAAACCCAGUGUAACACCAAGCAGUGCCCGUGCUACCUGGCAGUGCGGGAGUGUGACCCCGACCUCUGCCUGACCUGCGGGGCUUCAGAGCACUGGGACUGCAAGGUGGUCUCCUGCAAGAACUGCAGCAUCCAGCGAGGUCUCAAAAAGCAUUUGUUGCUGGCACCAUCUGAUGUUGCUGGCUGGGGGACGUUCAUCAAAGAAUCUGUGCAGAAGAAUGAAUUUAUCUCUGAAUACUGUGGUGAGCUUAUUUCACAGGAUGAGGCUGACCGGCGAGGAAAGGUCUAUGACAAGUACAUGUCAAGCUUCCUCUUCAACCUCAACAAUGAUUUUGUUGUUGAUGCCACACGCAAAGGAAAUAAAAUCCGCUUUGCCAACCACUCUGUGAACCCCAAUUGCUAUGCCAAAGUUGUGAUGGUGAAUGGAGACCAUCGGAUAGGAAUCUUUGCCAAGAGAGCUAUCCAGGCAGGAGAGGAGCUCUUCUUUGACUACAGGUACAGCCAGGCAGAUGCCCUGAAGUAUGUUGGCAUAGAGAGGGAGACGGAUAUCAUCUAGGCCCCAUGCUGGGCAGUCCCCAGCACCCUUUGCUGCUGCACCUUGUAAGCAAUGCCAUGUUUGCUUCACGCUCACAUGACUGCUGCCAGUGUUCCCGUUGCUGUGUGUGUCACAAGUGCUACAUUCCAUCCUGACGCCCGGAGAGAGACGCUCGGGGAAGGAGCCUGAGGUGGCUGCUGCCAGGGGUUGGCAGUUCUGCCCGGCCCUGGGAUGGGGCAGGCUCCAGAGCCUGACGCUGUUGGUGGUCUCCAGGGCUGGAGGGAGCCCAUGGACCAAGGCAGCUGGGGCUGGAAGGAAAGCUGUGGUGCUGGAGGAGGAUCAGCGAGGAGUUCUCAGAGUCUCUUUCCCUUUUCCACCGGCUGCUGGAAGAACAAGAGCGAGCGAGGUACCACCUGCACCGAGACGCAGAGGGCCUGAGCCGGGCCAUCUGGCGCAGCCGGGGAUGGGGGCAGGGAGGGGCCGGUGGUGUUCCUCUGCAGCCCUCUCCCCUGGGGUGAGGUCUGGGCUUCCUCUUGCUGCCUUUUUUUGUCCCACUGGUUAGGACACAGAGACAUGGUUGGAAACUGUAGAGACUUGGCCCCACACCUGCACGUGUGGCUGCAGCAGUGCCUGGGCCCCACAGCUGCUGUCAGUGAGGCUCUUUUUCCCCCCAUCCCAGCUGGCUGGAGGACAGAGACUGCCUGUACAGCCUGUGGGGCGUCAUCCACCCGGAUGGGGAGAGCAGCACUAUGCAAAAAGUCACUUUUGGUAGGGAAGCCACUGAGCUGAUCAGAGACAAAGAAUAUUGUAUGGGGGUUGCUGCGAGCACAGGAGGAAUGGACAGAAAGCGUGACCCCGUGUGAGCGAGGAAGCCCGUCAGCCUGCUGCCUUUCUCUGGCCAGGCUGUGGGGCGGUCGCUUGGGUUGUGCCUGUCGCCGGCUGUUCUGCUCACUGGGCCGCCUGGGACUGGUGCGCUGGUGGUUCUGCUGGGCAGCCUUUGGGCUGUGGGCAGAGACUGCCUUUCCCUGGAUGGGGCUGCAUCCAGACUGGGAGACAGGCCUUUGCCACUGGGAGCCCAGGACCUUCCUGAGGGACGCUGGCGCUUUGUUUCGCCUCGGGCACUUCAGGAGCCGGCAGAGUUGAUCUCCUUGGGGUGACAGCCUUUCCUGUGGCACAGAAUUUCUUGAAUGCUGCUUUGUUGAGUUUUGAACAGGGCGUGAUAGACCUGUUGUCACCACGUGCAGUGACCCAGGGGGAGGCUCCUCAGAAAGCUGUCCAGAGGUUUCUGGCACAUCAGUCCCGUCCCUGGCUCCUGGGGAUGAAGGGGAAAUGUUCUCUGUCGAGGUGAGGUUUGGCCUUAGCAUCCCAUGCAAAGAAAAAAAAAAAAGCACUUUAAACUAAGCCUUCUCAGCCAUGCAGUUGGGCCCCCUGCGCCUCCCAGGCUGCUCUCAGGUUGGAGGGGCCACGUCCCAGACUCUGCUUGUGUUUCAGUGGCGUCUUUGCAGGGCUGUUUCUCCAGGCCUGGGACGGGGGCAGUUGGGAUGGAGGGUGGUGCAGGGCCCCGGGCGGCCUGGAAGGCUGGCGCUGGCCCGCAGGAGCAGGCAGUGUCCUCCUCUAUGCGCGCGAGCACGCUGCGAGCCUGCGGAGGGACCUGCCGCCCAGCCUGGUGCUGGGUUGGGGGACAGAGGCUGUCCCCCCAGGCAAGGUCUCGCUGCAGCCCUGCAGCCGUCCAGGGUAGCGUGAGAGCCUGCCGGUACGGGAGUCCGAGGUCUGGGGUUGGACCCCGUGACAGCAACAAAGUGGCUCUGGGGGAGAUCUGAGCCUUGACGUGGUGCUGAGACGCCCCGGAGAAGGGGAUGCGUUGCCUUUCUCCCACGUGGGUCGAGCCCGGUUCCCUGCCGGCUGCGGGCUCAGCAGCUCUGGGGCGGACAGCGUUGGCCCGGGCACCACACGGGCCGAGCGCACGCCUGGAGGGCAGCAGGGCUGCGCGGCUCGGGCCCGUUUGGGGAACAGCAGUGCUCCGUGCGGCAAGGCACAGCUGCCGCGUCCCAGAAGUGCAGCGAGGCUGCGAAUGCAGGGGAGGUCUGGGCUCCUGGGUCUGUGCCCGGGAGCAGAGCUGGUCCCUGGCGCAGGCCUGCUUUUAGCAUUGCUGCAUCUCUCAGAAACCCGCUGCAGGCAAGCGAGACCCGUCCUUCCUGCUGCGUCUGUCAUGCCUUGCUUGGGGCUCGCAGGGGUUUAGGUCCGUCUGGAGCAACGCUUGUGCCCAGCACCUGCCCGAGCCCUGCUCCUCUCGCCCCUCGUCCCUGCUUUCUGCUGCCUCCGUCCAUCUGGCUUGCCCCGGCCCUGCUGCCUGUUCAGCGUCCUCUGCCACCUUGGCCAUAUCUGCAGUACGCGAGGCUUGUGUCUGUGGUUUGUUGACGGUGAAUUAUAAUGCACUUUAAAAAUAACAUGGCUUGUAACCUUUGUCAUAAUAAAGUGGUAGCGAACUUC
Molecule: messenger RNA, 5393 nt
Organism: Dromaius novaehollandiae (emu)
Lineage: Eukaryota; Metazoa; Chordata; Aves; Casuariiformes; Dromaiidae
Gene: EZH1
Product: enhancer of zeste 1 polycomb repressive complex 2 subunit
Exons: 20
Coding region: 603-2924 (773 amino acids)
Biological process (GO): heterochromatin formation
Cellular component (GO): ESC/E(Z) complex; nucleus
Molecular function (GO): chromatin binding; histone H3K27 methyltransferase activity; protein binding
Source: RefSeq, a predicted model, not a curated record